CUUCCCGAGCGACAAGCGAGAGUUAUGUUCCCGAUGUUUUGCUUUCAUCGCCAUUCGCUUUUUCAGAAAGCAGCGAACAGUUACGGUUUCUCUUCCGGAGAGAGGAAUCUUCUCCUUCUAGUCCUUCGUUUGAUUUUCCUUCCGUCUCUGGUCGUUUGAUUCCCCAGGCUGGACCUCAGGGGGAUCUCCCGUAUCGAAUACUCUCAAGUUCUCAACACUAUAUCUAUUAUCGGGCAGUCUCCGUGUUCAACCCACGAGAGAAAUGCCUGCUUUCGGCAACACCACAGUCAUCAACAAUACUUCGGCAGCACUCUCCAAUGGCGUCUCUGACAUCGAACCGGGCUCUGCCAUUGUGGGCUGGGUGAGGGCCAGUGAUGAUCGCGGCACUGUCGACAUUCUGUUUUCUUGCUGCCUCACCAUCGUUCUCUGCGUCUGGGUUUCAACAUAUCCCAACGUGCCAUCUCCUCAAGACCGCUGGUAUCACCAAGUCAGGGAUAAAUUCAAUCUUGCUUGCAUCGGAUUCCUGGGCCCCGACUUCCUAUUCGGUAUCGCCAUUGGCCAGUUAACGAGCGCGAGAAGGAGUGUUAAGAUGUUCCGCGACAGUCCCGAAUUGCUCGAGGGACGCCUAUGGACUCUGACACACGCCUUCUAUGCUGAUAUGGGGGGAUUCAUACUCACCAGUCCCGACUACCCACUGGGAUUUCCCAUCGAUGCCGAGCAGCUAUAUUACCUCGUGAAACACGGCCAUUUGGACUUCCCACGGUUGACCCUGGAUAGGAUCAAGGAGAAGAGCAAGGCAGACACGCUCUCCAGAAUCCUUGUCCUAUGGCAAGUUAUCUGGUUUAGUGCCACGGAGUUCCACCGCAUCGCCAACGGCCACCCCAUUACUACCCUGGAGUUGACGGCCUUGACAUUUGCCUGCGUCAUGGUCGCGACUUCGGCAGUCUGGUAUUUCAAGCCAUCCAUCGCAAACGCAGAAAUCCUUGAGACGAGGGAAGGGCGAACAGUCGCUUUUAUUCGAGACUGUGCUCGACACAAGACUCACCCUAACCUACCGAUCAAGUGGUACCGGACCCCACUUGAUUUCAUCUCACGCCGUAACUUCCACAUAGACAAGCACUGGCAGUACUAUUCACGUCUGACGCACAUUGUCGGCGUGCCGUUCUUCAGUCGCGAGGUCAGGACCGUCCCCUGGGACCGCUUCCCCUCCGAUACUUGGAUUGCUCCAGAGGGCUGGAUCAUUCCUUUUGGUCUCCUCAUCCAAAUCCCGUUCAGUCUUGCCUUCCUCGCCGGCUGGGACAUGCACUUCCCCUCCGAAGGGGAGAUGUGGGCCUGGCGGGCCUGCAGCAUCUUCCACGCCGCCUACUCUCUCCUUGGCACCGUCUACUUCAUGUUCGGUUCACUUCGCGGCAGGGGCGAGAGGCUCAUCAGCCUCCGGACAGUGGGGGGCCUGGUAAAGAGUCAAAGCGACGUCAACUCUGGCGCGACGCAGAACCAUACGGAGCUCUCUUCGUCUUCCGACUUGGAGUCACAGCUGGUGCAGGACGACGUUACCCUCAAUGGCCUUGGAGCCCUCCGUGCGAAGACAGGGGCGGUCAAGCCCCUGAGGCGUGCGAAGACCGGGUUCACAACGUGGGUUGCCCGCUGGAGGAAUAUCUCGCUUGACCAGGACCCCGAUAUGGAGGUACCGCUUCGAUGGAUGGUACCCUUCCUCAUACCGACCUUUCUGUAUAUCUUUUGCCGCCUUUACUUCUACGCCGAGGACUUCAUCGCCCUUAGACAACAACCCGAGGCUGUGUACCUUGGCCAUGAGCGCUUUAUCCCUUUCUUCUAAUGUUAUGAUGAUUAAUUCACCAGUUUGCAGUACGAUAAGACGGUUGUUAGACCUUUGGGAUGUUUAGAUCUUCCUUGUCUACCUACCGCAGGGGUAUUCCAACAGAGCAAAAUGAAUACCGAUGAGCUCAGCCAAGACUUGCAGCACUCAAUUGAAUAAGUUACCCAUGAACAUCUCGGAAUCAAUAUGAAAGGCCAUUCUCGCUCUAUUACGAGCUAGAGAGCCAAUUAGCUAGCGAACCAAUUCUGUAUAGAGAACUAUUAAGUGGGUAGUCACGAGGAGUGGAAAGGUAGUAGCGAGAGGGUAGGGAGUAGGCGUGGAUUAAGUGGUAGUUAUAACUAGUAUAAAUAUAGGUAGUCCCGAC
Messenger RNA from Sodiomyces alkalinus F11, 2198 nucleotides. RefSeq lists its product as hypothetical. The coding region runs from base 263 to 1834 and encodes 523 amino acids. The record is from RefSeq and is a predicted model, not a curated record. NCBI's taxonomy places the organism in Eukaryota, Fungi, Ascomycota, Sordariomycetes, Glomerellales, Plectosphaerellaceae. The transcript has 4 exons.